Lecanosticta acicola is the source of this 847-nucleotide messenger RNA. Lineage: Eukaryota; Fungi; Ascomycota; Dothideomycetes; Mycosphaerellales; Mycosphaerellaceae. The record is from the annotation of a GenBank genome assembly.
AUGUCUAAACUAUUCAUCGGGUACGUCCUGCCACGCUCAUCUGCCCGUGGCCCCAGAGCACACUGACAUUACGCGACAGCGGCCUAGCAUGGCACACCGACGACCAGACCCUGCGCACCAAGUUCGAGGAGUUCGGCCAGGUCGAUGAAGCGGUCAGUCCAUUCCCAUGAUGCGCAUCGCGUCUCUGUCGAUGCGCUCGGCGACUGACACAGGCCAGAUUGUCGUCAAGGACCGCGACACAGGCCGUAGUCGCGGCUUCGGCUUCGUUCGAUUCCAGGACGACUCGGCUGCCGAAGCGGCCAUCCAGGCCAUGAACAACGUUGAGUCAGUUUCAUCGCUUCAUUGGCUCCGGCUUCGUCGCACUGACCGCGUCGCACAGGUUCGACGGACGCACCAUCCGCGUCGACAAAGCUUCCGAUCGUGGCAGCGGUGGUGGCAGUGGCGGAGGAGGCUUCGGCGGAGGACGUGGUACGCCGACCAAUUCUAAUCCUGGGAAGGAUCCUAGCGACGAGGCUGACCGAAUCCCAGGUGGUUACGGAGGUGGCCGCGGCGGCUACGGCGGUGGCGGUGGUGGUGGUGGCUACAGCGGAGGCCAGGGCUACGGCGGUGGUGGUGAGUGAGCAGCCGGGUCUUCGAACUUCCAGGGACUGAUGAGUGCAGGUUACGGUGGACAACAAGGCGGCAACAACUGGCGCCAGGGCGGAGGCUAUGGUGGCCAGCAAGGCUACGGCGGAGGUCAGUAGCAGCGAUGCACCAUGGUGACCAUUCUUGCUGACAUAUGAUAGGCGGCUACCAACAGCAAGCCAACGGCGGAGGCUAUCCACCACAGCAAGGAGGAGGCUGGUAG